This is a messenger RNA of Pteronotus mesoamericanus, 6057 nucleotides long. Its product is annotated as polycystic kidney disease protein 1-like 2. Lineage: Eukaryota; Metazoa; Chordata; Mammalia; Chiroptera; Mormoopidae. Gene Ontology annotation, molecular function: protein binding; carbohydrate binding; calcium channel activity. The record is from RefSeq and is a predicted model, not a curated record. Gene Ontology annotation, cellular component: membrane. Gene Ontology annotation, biological process: detection of mechanical stimulus.
AUGAGCACGGCAGGCCGGGUCCUCCUGGGGCUUGCUCUGAGUUUGGCCACUACUGCUAAGCCAGAGGAGGGCAGCUUUUGCUCGAAGAGCCAAGUGGCUUUCAGAGACUCUUGCUAUGAGUUUGUGCCUUUGGGUUGCUCUUUCUAUGGUGCCCAGAGCUGGCGUGAGAGGCAAGGAAGCCAUCUGGUCUUUAUCCAUGAGGAAGGCACCCAGCAGUUUCUACAGAAGCACAUCUCUCAGGACAGGGAAUGGUGGAUUGCGCUCACAGGGAACUCAGCUCAGAAUGGAAACACAGGAGGGCCGGGGAUCUGGCUGGACACCUCCAAUGUGAACCAUAGCCACUGGCAUGAAGGGCAGGCCUCUCCUGCUCCCCAAACCUGCAGCUCCAUUGGGAGAGACCCUUCUUCCAGGUGGGCUGCCUAAGACAACUACACACAGUCAUUCGCCUUCAUCUGCAAGUUUGUCACCUUACCUCUUAUAAGUGUUGACCAGAGCCUGGCCUGCGAGGGCCUCAAUGCCAUCAUGCAGUGUGGCUUGGGAGAGGUCAUCCGGAUCCAGGAUGCCUUCUGUGGGUGCCAGACUCCUUAUUGCACCCGGGACGCUGGGCGCCCCUUGGACCUGGAGGAGGAAUGCAGCUGGCUCAGCGUCAAGGACGAAGUGGCAGGACAGUGCCAGGGGUUGCAGGCAUGCCAAGUGGCAGCAAAUGGGACCUUCUUUGGAGACCUGUGCCCCACUCGGGGCAUCCUACGGAUGCAAUACCAGUGUCAGGAAGACCUGCAGCUUACAGUGUCCAGUGAGAGUUUCAUCUUUGACAGUGGCACCAUCUCCCUGCGGUGGCUCCCCUCUCCUUAGGUUGGAAACCUGGCCUGUAUCAUUAGUACCAGGGACAGCCACACAUUUGAUCCUUACUGCCCCCCUAGCACCGUGAUCCACCAAUUUACAACACCUGGGAAAUUCACAAUAUUUGCUGAGUGCACAACUAGUGAGUGGCAUGUGACGGCUCAGAAGCAAGUGACAAUUCAAGACAAGAUGGAGAAAUUCUCUGUGACUGGGUGCUCUGGCCUGUCCAAGUCAGGAGCCAGCCCUUUCUGCCAGGCUGUCUUCGGGGACCCUGUGUGGAUUCAGGUGGAGCUCAAUGGAGAAACAGGGGUGACUUACAAUGUGCUGUCAGAUAACACAACCCCAGCUGAGGCCACCACACAGAGGGGACUGCCUCCCUGUAAUCUGAUCCUGGACAGAGCAGCACAGCAACAGAUGGGCCCAGGGAUGCACCACCUGGAGAUCCGAGCCACCAGCAACACCGCCACCUCUGCACCUUCCACUAACAUCACAGUCCACUUCAUGGAGCCUCUGUCAGGGCUGCGGGCCUCCUGGGCUUCUGACCACUUGGAGCUUGGACAGGACCAAUUGGUCAAUGUCUCAGUGGCUCAUGUCAUCCCAGAAGAGUUGGCUUUUGAGGUAGCAGGACUCAAUGCAUCCUUCUCCCAUGAGGAAAAGAGCUUUGGAUGGCCCUCUGGGUUUUAUCAUGUGACAGGUCCUCUUGAAGGUACCACCUUUCUAGUCACCAUGCUGGUGAGGAAUGCCUUCUCAAACUUGAGUUUGGAAAUUGGAAGCAUCACUGUUGCAGCUCCUUCCAGUCUCCAAGAAACCUCUGGAACAGAUGCUGAGGAAGAGAACAUGAAUAAAAGGGAUGUGGAGGUAUAUGUGGAACCUGGUCGGUAUGUGGACCCUUUCACAACAAUGACUCUGGGCUGACCGGACAGUGACGAGGAUUUACGCUUCCAGUGGUCAUGUGAGAAGACCCAGCCCCUCCCGGCAGCCUGCAGACUCUGAAGAUUUUGGCCACGUUCGUUAACCCUCCUUCAGAGCAACACCUCCACAUUGUUGCCGAACAGCUCCCUCGGAAUCAGCAUCCUCUGUCUUCAUUUCCCAGCAAUGACUGGGCAUGCCUACAGGGAAGACACCUAUGUUACCAGCUCUCUGGCUCCCACUGAGGUGCCCACCUGCACCAUUGCCCCGGAGGAGGGCACUGUUCUAACAAGCUUCGCCAUCUUCUGCAAUGCUUCUGCUGCCCCGGGACCCCUGGAGUACUGCUUCUGUCUGGAAUCAGGUUCCUGUCAAUAAUGUGGCUCUGCACCUGCCCUCCCAUCAGUUUAUCUGCCACUUGGAAAAGAAAACAAUGACUUUGUGCUGACAGUGGUCAUUUCUCUUUCCAGUCAUGCAGGAGACAGCACACCCAUGCAGCAGUUAAGGUAGGUAGGACUUGGAGACACUCGUGUUGAAGAUGCAACAUUCCAGGCUGCGGUGUCAAAGAACAUUACUGCGGCUCUACAAAGUGAGCAGGGCCCAGAGCGGCUCUCCCACCUGGCAAAGUCUGUGUCCUCUAUGCUAGACCAGGAGUGCCAGGGGCUGGGAUGCAGGCAAUCACAGAGAAUGGAUGCCAGGCAGAAGGUCAGAGAGCGUGUGCUGGGGUCGCUGUCUGCAGUCUCUACCACCCUGGGGGACAUGGAAAGGGUGCAGGACCUGGCCCCGGUGAAGAGAGAGGUGACCCUUCCGAAUGAGGAGCUCAUGCCCUUGGCCCAGGUGAGUCGUUCUCACCCGCUGAGCCCGGCCAUGGGACAUGUACCUCUGCGAAUUCAGCCCCAGCGUUGGCAAGGCUCCUCUGUGCACAUCGCUGCUGCCAGCUCUGUGACCUUCAUCCUGCCUGCUGCCUCCUCCCUUGGCUCGACGGAGGACAGUCAGGAGCCUGUGGACAUAAGGAUGAUGAGUUUCCCAAAGAGCCCUUUCCCAGACCAAAGCCAAUUUGAUGUCAGUGGAACUGUUGGUGGCCUCUCUCUGACCAGCCCUAGUGGACAGCUCACACCCAUGAAGAAUCUGUCAGAGAAUACUGAGAGCCUGCUGCCUCAGCCUUCAGAAGGGCACGGCGAGCCAGCCGUCUUGAAUAUGACCAGUCCUGAAGCUCUGUGGGUGAACCCGACUUCAGAGGGGAUGGCUUUGGGGAUCCAGCUGCACGCAAAGCCUAACAUCCUGCUCACACUCAGCCUGGGCUAUGGCUACCACCCCAACGAGACCAGCUGCGAUGCCAAAGCUCACCUCCCACCAAUGGUUUCUUCAGAUGGGCUGUCCACAUGGAUCCUGAGCCCAGAGGACUUGCAUUUUGGAGCAGGUGUCUACUAUCUGACUGUGACCCCUGAGUCUGACCUGGAGCUGACCCCAGGCAGAGACCUCACAGUUGGCAUCACCACCUUCCUCUCCCAUUGUGUGUUUUGGGAUGAGGUCCAGAGGACUUGGGACAACUCUGGGUGCCAGAUGGGGCCACGGACCACCCCUUCGCAGACACACUGCCUCUGCAACUACCUGACCUUCUUUGGAAGCUCGUUCUUGGUGGUGACCAAUGCCACUGAUGUCCACCAGACCAGGGAGUUCUUUGCCACCUUUGAGGGCGACCCCGUGGUUGUGACCACUGUGGGCUGUCUCUGCAUGGCCGAUGUGCUGGUGAUAAUCUGGGCAAGGAGGAAGGAUGCUCAGGACCAGGCCAAGGUGAAGAUCACAGUGCUGGAGGACAAUGAUCCCUUUGCCCAGUACCACUACCCGGUGACAGUCUACACUGGACACUGGAGAGGGGCAGCUACUUCCUCAAAGGUGACUACCACCCUUUAUGGUCUGGAUGGAGAGAGUGAGCCCCACAACCUGUCAGACCCUGACAUCCCAGUUUUUGAACGAGGAGGAGUAGCUGUCUUCUUACUCUCCACCCUGUUCCCUCUGGGAGAACUGCGCCUGCGGCUGUGGCAUGACAACUCAGGGGACCAGCCAUCUUGCUACCUAAGCCGCGUGCUGGUGCAUGACCUGGCGGUGGAUCAGAAGUGGUAUUUCCUCUGCAACUCGUGGCUAUUCGAUGUCGGAGACUGUGUCCUUGACAAAGUAUUUCCAGUUGCCACAGAGCAGGACAGGAAAGAAUUCAGACACCUGUUUUUCAUGAAGGCCUGCAUGGGCUUCCAGGAUGGACACAUUUGGUAUUCCAUCUUCAGCUGCUCAGCCUGGAGCAACUUCACCCACGUCCAGAGGGUGUCUUGCAGCUUCUCCCUGCUCCUUUGCACCAUGCUGACCAGCAUCAUGUUCUGGGGUGUCCUCAAGGACCCAGCUGAGCAAAAAAUGGACUUGGGUAAAAUUGAAUUCACUUGGCAAGAAGUGAUGAUUGGACUGGAGAGCUCUCUCCUCAUGUUCCCCAUUAACCUCCGAUGGUUCAGAUCUUUAAACACCCAUCCUCGGGUCACUAAGGAGCAGAACCCUGGGAAAUGGGACAGGGGGUCUCCCAGCCCAGCCCCCUCACCACAGCUCAUGGAGGAUGGCCUUCUGGCAACUGAAGCAGUGACCAAGGAUAUGUGGAGACUUGUCAGCUCCCUGUUGAAAGCUCUAAAGGUGCCAUCCCCUGCCUCAGGCUGGGGCUUGAUGGACAUCAACCAACUUCUGGCCUUGCUGGAAGACAUCAUCUGUCUGCAGAACAUGGCAGGGCAGAUGUUCUGGGAAGAAGCCAAACAGAGAGAGGACCUGUUAAUGUUCACUCUUGGGUCAGUACAAGUGAAAGACAAAAUGCAAUGCCUGCCACGUGAGGUGGGCUCAAGUGACUCUUGGAAGAACAGUGUGUACAGGCAGUGUCUCUACCUUCGGCUGGAGCAUGUGGAACAAGAGCUGCGGAUGGUGGGUCCCAGAGGCUUCCCCCAUCGCCAGGGCUAUACCCGGGCCCUCAGGCAGCUGCAGACCCUGAAGAGCUGCCUCAGGGGGCAGCUGGACACUCUGCCACCUCCAGCAUAUACCAGCUCCCAGAGAAUAAGCAAGCCUCCACAGGGCCUGCCCUGCUGGUGUGUCCUGGUGGGUUGGCUCCUGGUGGCAGCCACCCGUGGUAUGGCAGCCUUCCUCACUAUGCUAUAUGGCCGGCACUACGGACGGACCAGCUCUCUCAAGUGGCUCAUCUCCAUGGCCAUCUCCUUUGUGGAGAGUGUGUUUGCCACCCAGCCUCUGAAGGUGCUGGGGUUUGCUGCUUUCUUUGCUCUGGUCUUAAAGAGCAUGGAGGAUGAAGAGGAGCCUCUGGUCCCUCUCCCAGGACAUCUGUCCAGCCCAGACCCCUCUGCCUUGUUCCAAGUGCAGAGAAACAGCAAAAAGGAUGUCUACCAGCCACCUCUGCCCACUGAUAUUGAAAAGAUGAAAACUACCCAUCUCAAGGAAUAGAAAGUGUUUGCCGUAAUCAGAGAAAUCUUGGAGCCGAGGGGUUUGUGCAGGAGGAGGAGCAUGUGCACACUGAAGAGUUCCAAGGGGUGUGAGCAGAGCCAUUUCGGCGAGACAGCAGCAGCAGAUGCUGCCCUUGGUUACAUCAUUGCCCUCCUGAUACUGCUAUCAGCCCUCCUGAAACUUUGGCAUCUGCUCAGACUGAACUCCAAAAUGAACAUGAUCACAUCAGCUCUGCACUGUCCCUGGGGGAACAUUUCAGGCUUUGUCACUGUCAUCAUGUUCCUGGCUUACUCCAUUGUGUCAAACUUAAUAUUUGGUUGGAAACUCUGUUCCUACAAAACCCUCUUUGAUGCAGCAGAAACGACAAAGCUUCAGCUAGGAAUCUUCAACUACGAGGAGGUCCUGGACUAUAGCCCAGUGCUCAGCUCCCUUCUUAUUGGGUCCUGCAUUGUUUUCAUGACAUUUCUUGUGCCGAAUCUAUUUUUCUUUGUCAUCCUGGUGGCCUUCAAUGAACAGCAAAAAUACUAUCAGCUGUCAGAGGAAGGAGAGACUGUUGAUUUGCUGCUGAUGAAAAUAUUCAGUUUCCUGGGCAUUAAAAGUAAAAGACAGGAGCCUGAAAACUGCAGUGAGCAGCCCGAGCAAGUUGCUGUUAGAAGCUCAGCCCCGUCAAUGUGCACCAGCUGCGCUGCGGGGUUAAGCUGUUCGCCUGUACACUAUCAUCUGUGGAGUCCGCAGAAGGCUAGAGCCUCGGGCCUACACUUACAGGGAUUCUGUCCUUGCUCCAAGUCAAUGUUUUCUGUGUCCAUCAAUGUUACCAAGCCUGGCAAGUAA